AUGUCUUUUUUCGAUAAACUCGCAGGCAGUGUGGUAUCUUUUGCAAACGAUGCUGCGAAAACAGUUGAAAAAGAUGUUGUAAAUCCGACAGUAUCUUUUGCAAACAAUUCUGCAAGAAAUGUUCAAAGAGAAGUGAUAGAUCCGGCGGUAUCUUUUGCAGAAGAUUCUGCGAAAACUAUCCGGCGAGAAGUGGUAGAUCCGACAGUAGCGUUUAUCGAAAGCCAGAUCCAGCGGCCACGUGACGUCGUUGAGCAGCAACAAAUCCUAGACAAUCUCCAAGCAUCCAAUAGUUCGCGUUUCCCUGGCGACGAGUACCACUCGCCGGACCGGAAGAACUGGAUGGCCCAUAUCUCCGCGGAGAAACUGCCUCUUAACAAGAUCGUGUGGCCAGGAACGCAUGACUCAGCCACCAACGGAAUCGGGGACCCUGUGGUCGGUUUCAUUGGUCGGUUUUUGGGUGAAUGCCAAACACUCUCCGUCUACGACCAGCUCGUCCUCGGGACACGUGUUCUUGAUAUCCGUGUGCAAGAGGAUCGCAAAAUCUGCCACGGGAUUCUGACGUCAUAUAACGUUGAUGUCGUCAUAGAUGACGUCAUCAAAUUCUUGUCGGAGACCCGAUCUGAGAUCAUAAUCAUGGAGAUAAGGACCGAGUACGGACACAAAGACCCUCCAGAGUUCGAGACUUACUUGGUGGACAAGUUAGGGCCAUUCUUGGUACAUCAAGACGAUAACGUGUUCCACAAGUUAGUAUCCGAGAUCUUGCCGAAGAGGGUUAUAUGCAUAUGGAAGCCGAGAGAGUCACCGAAGCCUAGCCGUGGUGGACAUCUCUGGAACUCAGAUCAUCUAAGAGACAAUUGGAUCGAUACGGAUCUUCCAUGGACGAAAUUCCAAAGCAACAAGGACUAUUUGAAAGAGCAAGCACCGAUAUCUUCUAGAAGAUUCUUUUACCGGGUUGAGAAUACACUUACGCCACAAGCAGAUAAUCCAGUUGUGUGGGUCAGACCCGUGACUGAUCGAAUCCGAAGCUACGCAAGGCUCUUCAUUUCUUGGUGUAUAUCAGAGGGAUGUGUAGAUAAGUUGCAGAUUUUUUCGACUGAUUUCAUCGACGAGGAUUUCGUGGAUGCCUGUGUCGGGCUUACACACGCCAGAAUCGAUGGGAGAGUUUGA
Eutrema salsugineum is the source of this 1167-nucleotide messenger RNA. RefSeq lists its product as uncharacterized. Gene Ontology annotation, biological process: lipid metabolic process. Gene Ontology annotation, molecular function: phosphoric diester hydrolase activity. The record is from RefSeq and is a predicted model, not a curated record. The transcript is spliced from 3 exons. Lineage: Eukaryota; Viridiplantae; Streptophyta; Magnoliopsida; Brassicales; Brassicaceae. The coding region runs from base 1 to 1167 and encodes 388 amino acids.